AUGACUCUGCCGCACAACCCUGGAAAUGUGGGGGAGACCCGGCCCCCCCAGGCCGUGCAGGUCCACAGACUGGAACGCCGCCAGGAGGAGGAGCAGCAGGAGCAGCGGCAGCACAGCCUGCACAUGGGUUCCUCGGUGCAGAGGCGGACCUUCCGCAGCAGUGAGGAAGAAUAUCAGUUCAGCGCUGCUGACUACGCCCUCGCGGCUGCCCUGGUUCUGACGGCCUCCUCAGAGACGUCUUGGGAGGCCCAGCUGAGGCGCCGGAGCUCCGCGGUGGAGCUGGAGGAGCGCGGGCAGAAGCGCGUGGGCUUCGGCAACGACCUGGAGAGGACGGAGAUCGCUUUCCUACGGACCCAGUGGCUGCUGCGCCAGAGCCGGGACCGGAAGGCGCUGAGGCGGCGGACAGAGGAGAAGGUGCGGGAGGCCAAGGAGCUGCGGGAGCUGUGUUCCAGCCGGGGGCCCUGGUUCUGGAUCCCACUUCGCUCCCACGCCGUCUGGGAGCACACCACAGUCCUGCUGACCUGCACCGUCCAGGCCUCGCCUCCACCCCAGGUCACCUGGUACAAAAAUGACAUGAGACUCGAUCCUCGCCUCUUCCCUGCUGGAAAGUACCGAAUCACCAACAACUACGGGCUGCUGACCUUGGAGAUCAGGAGAUGCACCGUCGAGGACGCAGCCACCUACACAGUGAUAGUGAAGAAUGCCUAUGGCCAGGCCUCCUCCUUUGCCAAAGUCCUUGUCCGCACUUACCUGGGGAAAGAUGCUGGCUUCGAUUCGGAGAUCUUUAAAAGACUGAUGUUUGGCCCCAGCGUGGAAUUCACAUCGGUGCUAACGCCGGUCUUCGCCCGUGAGAAGGAACCCUUCUCCCUAACCUGCUACUUUUCGGAAGAUGUGUUAGAUGCUGAGCAGAACAUCCAGUGGUCCCGAGAUGGGAGGCUCCUGAGGUCCUCAAGACGUCGGCAGAUCCUCUAUGCAGACCGCCAGGCAUCCCUGAAGGUGUCCUGCGCCUACAAGGAGGACGAGGGGUUCUACACAGUCCAGGUGACUUCACCCUUUGGGCCCCGGGAGCAGAGCACCUAUGUAUUUGUGAAAGAUGCUACAGCCGAGAAGCUGGGGGCCCCAGGUUCCCCGCUGAAUGUCCGAUGCCUGGAUGUAAACAGAGACUGCCUCAUCCUGACCUGGACCCCGCCCAGUGACACCAGGGGCAGCCCCAUCUUCGGCUACUCCAUCGAGUGGUGCCAGGGCGAGUCCGAGCAAUGGGUGCCCUGCCAUGAGGCCCCUGGCGGGACCUGUAGGUGCCCAAUCCAAGGCCUUGUCGAAGGCCAGAGCUAUCGAUUCCGGGUGAGAGCCAUCAACAAAGCAGGCAGCAGCCUCCCCUCCAAGGCCUCAGAACCAGUUGUCAUGGGUGACCAUGAUGAAGCCCGAAGGAAGAUAGAGAUCCCCUUUGACCUGGGAAACAAGAUCUCGGUCAGCACAGACGAUUUUGAAGACUUUGUGACCAUCCCCUCCACUCCGACCAAUGUCCAUGCCAGCGAGAUCCGCGAGACCUAUGUGGUCCUGGGCUGGGAGGAGCCGAGACCCCGAGGCAAAGCCCCACUGACAUACACCCUGGAGAAGUCAGUCAUAGGUAGUGGCACCUGGGAGGCCAUCAGCACAGAAACUCCUGUGAAAUCCCCGAGAUUCGCCCUUUUGGAUCUGGAGAAAGGGAAGUCGUAUGUCUUCAGAGUGCGCGCGAUAAACAAGUAUGGCAUGAGUGACCCCUCGGAGUCCAGCGAGCCCAUCACCUUGAAGGGGAAGCCAGCUACUCUCCCUCCUCCAGCUCAAGUUCAAGCUUUCCGAGACACGCAGACCUCCGUCUCCCUGACCUGGGACCCAGUGAAAGAAAGCCCAGAGCUCCUGGGUUAUUACAUAUACUCCCGGGAGGCAGGAUCAUCCGAGUGGCAAACAGUUAACAACAAACCCAUCCAGGGCAAUACGUUUACGGUUCCCGGGCUGAGGACGGGCAAGGAGUAUGAGUUUUGUGUCAGGUCGGUCAGCGAGGCCGGGGUCGGUGAGAGCUCAGCCGCCACCGAACCCAUCAGGGUCAAGCAGGCCCUGGCUACACCAUCUGCUCCAUAUGACUUCAUCCUCCUAAACUGUGGGAAAAAUGAUAUGGUCAUUGGAUGGAAACCUCCCAAGCGCCGUGGAGGUGGCAAGAUCCUGGGCUACUUCCUGGACCAGCACGACUCAGAGGAGCUGGACUGGCAUCCGGUCAACCAGCAGCCCGUUCCCACCCAAGUCUGCAAGGUCAGUAACCUUCGUGAAGGCCACUUCUAUGAGUUCCGUGCCCGGGCGGCAAACUGGGCAGGUGUUGGUGAGCUGUCGGCGCCCAGCAGCCUGUUUGAGUGCAAAGAGUGGACAAUGCCCCAACCAGGUCCCCCAUAUGAUGUACGAGCAUUUGAAGUGCGAGCCACCUCCCUGAUGCUGAAGUGGGAUCCCCCACUGUACACAGGGGCCGGGCCGGUCACAGGCUACCGCAUCAGUUUCCAGGAAGAAGGCUCCGAGCAGUGGAAGCCAGUCACCCCAGAUCCCAUCUCUGGCACCCACCUGAGGAUUUCUGACCUGCAGCCGGGGAAGAGCUAUGUGUUCCGGGUGCAGGCCCUGAAUUCAGCUGGUCCAGGGCAACCAUCCAUGCCCACUGACCCCAUACUCCUGGAGGACAAGCCAGAUGCCCCAGAGAUCAAGGUUGGUGUGGAUGAGGAGGGCUUUAUCUACUUGGCUUUCGAAGCCCCCGAGGCCCCCGACUCCUCCGAGUUUCAGUGGUCCAAGGACUACAAGGGCCCGCUAGACCCCCAGAGGGUCAAGAUCGAGGAGGAAGUCAACAAGUCCAAGGUCAUCCUGAAAGAACCUGGCCUCGAGGAUUUGGGUACCUACUCGGUGGUGGUCACCGACGCGGAUGAAGACAUCUCAGCGAGCCACACGCUAACGGAGGAAGAGCUGAAUAAGCUGAAGAAGUUGAGCCAUGAGAUUAGAAACCCAGUCAUCAAGCUGAUCUCGGGCUGGAACGUCGACAUCCUCGAGCAAGGAGAGGUGCGGCUUUGGCUGGAAGUAGAAAAGUUAUCUCCGGCCGCUGAGCUGCAUCUAAUCUUCAACGAGAAAGAGAUCUUCAGCUCACCGAACCGCAAAAUCAAUUUUGACCGAGAGAAGGGCCUAGUGGAAGUGAUCAUCCAGAACUUGUCGGAGGAUGACAAAGGGUCAUAUACUGCUCAGCUCCAAGACGGGAAAGCCAAAAACCAGAUCACCCUGGCACUGGUGGAUGACGAUUUCGACAAACUUCUGAGGAAGGCGGAUGCUAAGAGAAGAGACUGGAAGAGAAAACAGGGUCCCUAUUUCGAGGAGCUCUUGCAAUGGAAGGUCACGGAGGACUGCCAAGUGCUGCUGACGUGCAAGGUGACCAACACAAAGAAGGAAACCUGUUUCCAGUGGUUCUUCCAGAAGAAAGAGACGCCAGACGGUCAGUACGACCCGCAGACGGGAGCAGGGCUUCUCCGCAUCGAAGAGCUGUCCAGAGAGGACAUGGGAAUUUAUAGAGCAGCGGUUUCUGAUGACCGAGGCUUGGACGACACCAUACUGGACCUCACAGGAGAAGGCCUGGAUGCCAUCUUCACUGAGCUGGGCAGGAUUGGUGCCCUCUCUGCGACCCCACUGAAAAUCCAGGGGACUGAGGAGGGAAUUAGGAUCUUCAGCAAGGUCAAGUACUACAAUGCGGAGUACAUGAAAACCACCUGGUUCCACAAAGAGAAACGCCUGGACAGUAGCGAUCGGGUGAGGGCUGGCACCACCCUGAAUGAGAUCUGGCUCCACAUCCUGGAUCCCAAAGACUCAGACAAGGGCAAAUACAUCCUGGAGAUAGCUGCUGGGAAGGAAAUGCGGCAGCUCUCUGCCGAUCUCUCCGGGCAAGCUUUCGAUGACGCCAUGGCUGAGCACCAGAGACUGAAAGCCUUGGCCAUCAUCGAGAAGAAUCGUGCCAAAGUGGUGAGGGGCCUGCCAGACGUGGCUACAAUCAUGGAAGAUAAGACCCUGUGCCUGACCUGCGUCAUCUCAGGAGACCCCGCCCCUGAAAUCUUUUGGCUGAAGAAUGACCAGCCUGUCACCUUCCUUGACCGCUACCACAUGGAGGUGAGGGGGUCAGAGGUCACCAUCACCAUCGAGAAGGUCAACAGUGAAGACAGCGGGCGCUACGGAGUCUUUGUCAAGAACAAGUAUGGCUCUGAGACGGGCCAGGUCACUAUCAGCGUAUUCAAGCACGGGGAGGAGCCCAAGGAGCUGAAGGAGAUGUGACGGACAAGUUCGGGCUCAGCCUGGGGUCUAGUCUGCAUGGACCAGUAGGGUCACCCAAUGGGUCACAGCCUGGCACAGGCCC
Pteropus alecto (black flying fox) is the source of this 4402-nucleotide messenger RNA. It is a transcript of the gene MYOM3, whose product is annotated as myomesin 3. Gene Ontology annotation, molecular function: protein binding. Bases 1 to 4320 code for a protein of 1439 amino acids. Lineage: Eukaryota; Metazoa; Chordata; Mammalia; Chiroptera; Pteropodidae. The record is from RefSeq and is a predicted model, not a curated record. The transcript is spliced from 36 exons.